CCCUCCCGGCGCUUCUUCCGGGUGGGGCCCCGGGCGGAGGAGAUGGCUCCCUGGGCGCUCCUCAGCCCAGGGGUCCUGGUGCGGACUGGGCACACUGUGCUGACCUGGGGGAUCACGCUCGUACUCUUCCUGCACGAUACCGCGCUGCGGCAGUGGGAAGAGCAGGGGGAGCUGCUCCUGCCCCUCACCUUCCUGCUCCUCGUACUGGGUUCCCUGCUGCUCUACCUGGCCGUGUCGCUAAUGGACCCGGGCUAUGUGAAUGUCCAGCCCCAGCCCCAGGAGGAGGCCAAGGAGGAGCAGACAGCCAUGGUUCCUCAAGCCGUCCCCCUUCGGCGCUGCAGAUACUGCCUGGUGCUGCAGCCCCUGCGGGCCCGGCACUGCCGUGAGUGCCGCCGCUGCGUCCGCCGCUACGACCACCACUGCCCCUGGAUGGAGAACUGCGUGGGGGAGCGCAACCACCCACUCUUCGUGGCCUACCUGGCGCUGCAGCUGGUGGUGCUUCUGUGGGGCCUGUACCUGGCGUGGUCUGGCCUCCAUUUCUUCCGGCCCUGGGGGCUGUGGCUGCGGUCCAGCGGGCUGCUGUGUGCCACCUUCCUGCUGCUGUCCCUCUUCUCUCUGGUGGCCGGCCUGCUCCUCGCCUCGCACCUCUACCUGGUGGCCAGCAACACCACCACCUGGGAGUUCAUCUCCUCGCACCGCAUUGCCUACCUCCGCCAGCGCCCCAGCAACCCCUUUGACCGCGGCCUGACCCGCAACCUGGCCCACUUCUUCUGUGGAUGGCCCUCCGGGUCCUGGGAGACCCUGUGGGCCGAGGGGGAGGAGGAGGGCGAGGAGGGCAGCAGCCAGGCUGUGUAGGGUUGCUGGAGGCAAGGCCACCUUCUUGUGCCUGCAAACAGAGGGGCCGCCCCCACCUGGGGGUCAGCCUUCGGAGGGCCUGGGGCUCUUCGCUCCUGCCCGCUCCUCCCAGGCCUCGGCAGAGCCGAAUGACAGAACCCUGCCUCAGUGGGCAGUCCUGCCCUCUGAAGGAAGGAGGCAGAGGACCCGUGGAGGGCUUGGGCACAAGCAACCUGGGCUUCCCAGACCCCCACCCCGCCCCCCAAGCCAGGAUGCCUCCAGUGCACCGUUUUAUAAGUUUAAUCAUCCAAAAAGCGAGUCAAAUAUUAAAAAACCAAACCAAA
This is a messenger RNA of Hyaena hyaena (striped hyena), 1178 nucleotides long. RefSeq names its product zinc finger DHHC-type palmitoyltransferase 12 (gene ZDHHC12). The transcript has 5 exons. Gene Ontology annotation, cellular component: Golgi apparatus; endoplasmic reticulum. Gene Ontology annotation, biological process: protein targeting to membrane; peptidyl-L-cysteine S-palmitoylation. The coding region runs from base 43 to 855 and encodes 270 amino acids. NCBI's taxonomy places the organism in Eukaryota, Metazoa, Chordata, Mammalia, Carnivora, Hyaenidae. The record is from RefSeq and is a predicted model, not a curated record. Gene Ontology annotation, molecular function: protein-cysteine S-palmitoyltransferase activity.